AUGGUGGACCAACGCAGACACCUUUUCCAAAAGAUCCAGAGCUCAUCUGAAGCGCUCGUAGUAAGCGGACAAGACAUACUGAAUGAUUUUCUAAGUACGAAAGGUCUCUCCCAUAUCGAUCUGGACGAGUCCAUAUCGACCGAGCGCAUUCGCACACGACAUGCGCACACCACUCGGUUCGGCGCUCUUUUAACGGAAGAUCGCGACGAUAAGAUAGAUGAGGCAUGGGAAAGUGCCCGCACAGUUCCUUAUUUACGCCGGCGAUGGUCUGUCGACUUGUACCAAACGCCGGAUCAGCGAUACCCUCAAUUGAGCAACGACGAUGGCGGAGCGGUAGAAGAUGCCGUGGAAAGAGAUCUUGUGCUUCAAAGGCAUAAGCUUAGUACCAGUGAGCUAGACCGCGACAAGCACAUGGUAUACCUCGAGACGGAAAGGGCUCAGCUUCGCAACGAACACUUCGGCGAAAUUGAUCACAUCGGAGUCUGGUUCUAUGAUGAAGUUCUGGACAUUGGCCUCGAUGCCAUCUACCGUAUACUUGGUUGCGAAUAUCACGACAUCGCCAUUCUCGGUACGCCUUUCGCUGCGGAAUUGUACACGAUUGGCCGCGACGAGACCGCGACUUUAGAAGCCGGGGGUGCGCUGCAGAAGACGAUAGGAACAAACAAGUUCGUCAUAAUUCCCAAUCUAUGCGAAUACAAGACCAGACUACAAGAUCGAUCAAAAGACGCUUGGCACUAA
Molecule: messenger RNA, 738 nt
Organism: Alternaria viburni
Lineage: Eukaryota; Fungi; Ascomycota; Dothideomycetes; Pleosporales; Pleosporaceae
Exons: 2
Coding region: 1-738 (245 amino acids)
Source: RefSeq, a predicted model, not a curated record